Molecule: messenger RNA, 1662 nt
Organism: Cajanus cajan (pigeon pea)
Lineage: Eukaryota; Viridiplantae; Streptophyta; Magnoliopsida; Fabales; Fabaceae
Gene: SR45A
Product: RNA-binding (RRM/RBD/RNP motifs) family protein
Molecular function (GO): RNA binding
Source: RefSeq, a predicted model, not a curated record
ACCGUUCACGAUACCUUUGCGUGGCAAAGGAUAUAGGCCCACUGCCCAUUAAGAAUUGAAGCGAGUUUAAUUCUGGUUUGGCGUCCGAUUCUCCAGAAGCCUCCAAAGAAGUAUCACAACCUCACGCUUCUCCUCUAUAUAUACCUCUUGCCCCACGCCACGCACUCUUUUUCAAAGCGCAUCGAUCCUCGUGUCGUUCAUCGCCUAAGCUCUUAACUCGUUCUCCAUCAUUGAAGAAAGCGGUUCGUCGUGUUGUUACGAUGUCGUAUUCAAGGAGAUCAAGGUAUUCUUAUUCUCCUUCUCCUUCUCCCUACAAACGAUACAGUAGGUCCGUGUCCCGGUCGCCCUCUAGGUCGAGAUCCAGAAGCCGUUCAAGGAGUUUAUCAAGAGAUGCAGAAAAUCCAGGAAACAAUUUGUAUGUGACAGGAUUGUCCCCUAGGAUCACCAAGAGAGAACUGGAGAAGCAUUUUGCUGCUGAGGGAAAAGUGAUAGAUGUUCAUCUGGUGGUUGAUCCUUGGACAAGGGAGUCCCGAGGGUUUGGCUUUGUGACAAUGGCAACUGUUCAUGAGGCUGAUCGAUGUGUAAAGUAUCUAGAUCGUUCUGUACUUGAAGGGCGUGUCAUCACGGUGGAGAAGGCUAGAAGGCGACGUGGUCGAACCCCAACACCAGGGAGGUAUCUUGGGCUGAGAACUAUUCAUGCACGACGCCGCUCUCCAAGUUACUCUCCUCGUCGCUCUCCUAGCUAUUCACCUUACAGAAGAAGUUAUAGUCGGUCUCCAUAUUCAGACCGUAGCAGGAGUCGUUCUUACUCUCCUGACUAUCGGAGGAGAUCAUACUCACCUGAUUAUCGGAGGAGGUCUUACUCUCCAUACUAUAGCCGGUACAGGUCUUAUUCUCGAUAUGAUCGACGCAGGACAUAUUCUCGAUCCCGCUCUCCUUAUAGCAGGUCACCUGUUAGAAAUCGUGACAGAUCAUACUCUCCCUACAACUCGCAUGAUCGCACCUACAGAAGGCACCGGUACCGGUCUGUUUCAGGGAGUGCCUCACCGGAUGAUCGAUAUUAUGGAAGGCACCGUUACAGGUCUGUUUCACGAAGUGCCUCACCGGAUGAUCGAUAUUAUGGAAGGCACCGUCGCAGGUCUGUUUCUCGAAGUGCCUCACCACCCAGGCCAAGGAGAAGGUCAAGGAGGAGCCACUCACGGAGUGCCACUCCUGUUUCAAAGAGGAGCGACUCGCGAAGCUCUAAGAGGAGUGCUAAAUAUACGAAACGCUACUCAAGAAGCCCGAGUGUGAGUGCAAGUUCAAGAUCAGUAUCGAGGUCUAAUACUCCUAGAUCUACCUCUCCUUCAACCUGAAAUUUGUUUGUCCUAUAUCUGCUUAACAUCUUAGGCUUCUAGUGGAUAAUAUGUUAGUAUGGUGAGAUAUAUUGUAGAUGGAGUUAUCGUGUGGUUCCCGUUCAGGACUUGUCUAAAAACCACCUGAUCCUAUUUCAUGAAAUUAUAUUACCGUCAGUAUAGAUGAUGAAAUGUCGUAGUUUUUCUCUUGGUCUGUUUCAUCUUUUACUUUGCCAUUUGCUUCCUUUAGACUUUGUAUCUCUUGGUUAGAUGAUGUGAUCUUUCUAAUGUUUCUACUUUUAUAAAUAGAUUAUUGUUUACAUAUAUA